AGAAACUAACUGUGCAACCAUUUCUAACCCAUUCAUUACCCAAACACAACAAAAGUCUCUCUCUCUCUCUCUCUCUCUCUCUCUCUCUCUCUCUCUCUCUCUCUCUCUCUCAAUUUCACCCUCAAAACCCUUAAACCCCUAAAUUAUUCGCUGGGUUCUCCGGCCAGACCCACCUCCGCCGGGUCUCUUCUCUUUCUCAGCUAUCAGUAUCAUUAUUCAGUUGAGUGGGGUACAUACUGUGUGUUCAAAGUGAGAUAGUAGCUAGGAAAUUGAAAUUUCAUGGCAGGUAAUGGCCUGCCAUCACUGGGUCGAGUAAAGUUAACUGAUUUAGUACCUGAUGAAGGCCUUCCAUCUGAUUCUUACAAGCUAUCAGUUUCAACGUUAUCUCAGUCACUAGCUCAAUAUUCUGCUGCCAUUAUUCAGUUUCCAAUGAGUGAUGGAGCUCUUCUGAGAGCUGCUUUAGACUCUGCUCGUCUAUACUUCCAUCAAAAACCGUCGUACCCGUCUGCAGAUAUGAUUCAUACGAAUGACCCUCGUGAUUGGUGCAAGACAUCUGGUUAUUAUGCAGAUCCUUCACUUUGGCAAGAAACCUAUGAUUAUAGACCUGGAGUUACUCCUCCAGAUUCUAACAAUGGGAUGGAAUUUUCUCCAGCAGGUUUACCAGAUAUAUUUGCCCUGCUUGGAAAGGUUGCUAGGGUUAUACUAGAUGCCAUUAGCUUUUUUCUGAACUUACGAAGCUCGUCCUUCUCUAAAAUACUUGAUAAUGUUCCCUUGAGACCUCGUGAGAUAUCAUCAUCAGUGCUAUCUGUCUGCUGUCAUGCGAGACCAUCAUUCCAGGGAGCUCAACACCAUAAUUUUGCAACCCAAGAGGAUGGCCAACUGGUAAUGUUUUCUGACCACGAGCAUCAAGUUGACAAAAGCUUGAUAUCUCUAGUAAAGUCAGAUAAGGCUGGUUUACACAUAAAAGAUUGUCAAGGUCAUUGGAAUCUCGUGGAUGAAGUUCUUGGUCCUCAGGAGGCUAUCGUUUAUCCUGGACUUGCACUUUAUCACGAAACUGCAGGAUAUUUCAACCCUGCACUGCACAGAACAGAUAUUAAUAAUCUCCAAAGUAACCUAUUUGGCCGAUGCUCUUUAGCUUUCAAACUCAUGCCUAAAUCUAUGAGUAGUCUCAGCUGUUCAGAAAUGAGGGCCGCUGGUCACGGGGUAGAUGCUCAGUUCCAACUUCCAGUACCAGUUGAUGACUUUAUGCAGAAAGCUCACCCAACUGAUCAACUUUUAAACAGGAACAGUGUCUCGAAUUUCAAUUUUAAUGCCACCCAAGAGGGAUCCACGAAGCCUACGACAAGGAGGAGGAAGAAUGAUUCAAGAUCUAAACCUCUUCCACCUUCAAAAAGAUUACGCCUUGAAGCCCAGAGAGUUCUAAAGGAAAGGGUUCAGGACAUUGCAGAUAAGAAGGGGAUCAAGCUGAGGUUUUGCAACCUGAAAGAGUGUGAGAAUCACAUUCACACGCUUGAUAGCCCGUGUGCCAAUAUAAGAAUGGAAAUAGGGUGGCCACCUGGAGUUCCAUUUGUUCAUCCCCAUGAUCUACCAAACAAGGCAAAGAUGGGUUUUCUCGAAGCAUAUGAACCUGGUUGGUCAGCAACUCAUGAUAUGGAGUUAAGUCUAACAGAACCUGGACAAGCCAGUCAACACACAGCUAACUGAAUUGAUUGCCAUGGUAUCCAGUUUUGCAAUCUCAAGCGAUUUUUAACAAACACAACUUCCAACAAAACUUUCCACAUAUGAUUUUGGUGUGUGGCUACUGAUUCAAUCUUCCCCGUCAAUUUGUAACUCCUAUUAGAACUAAUGAUCCUGAAUGGAAGUCCACAGACUUUUUUUAGGUAUGUAUUGUACAUGAUUAUUUUGCCACAUUUGAGACUAAUAAUAGAAAUAAAUAACUCAAAUUUGAGAGGCCAA
Molecule: messenger RNA, 1956 nt
Organism: Cannabis sativa
Lineage: Eukaryota; Viridiplantae; Streptophyta; Magnoliopsida; Rosales; Cannabaceae
Exons: 4
Coding region: 280-1704 (474 amino acids)
Source: RefSeq, a predicted model, not a curated record